Messenger RNA from Vanessa tameamea, 3511 nucleotides. RefSeq names its product PAN2-PAN3 deadenylation complex subunit PAN3 (gene PAN3). Gene Ontology annotation, molecular function: ATP binding; poly(A) binding; protein kinase activity. NCBI's taxonomy places the organism in Eukaryota, Metazoa, Arthropoda, Insecta, Lepidoptera, Nymphalidae. Gene Ontology annotation, biological process: mRNA processing; protein phosphorylation; nuclear-transcribed mRNA poly(A) tail shortening. The coding region runs from base 338 to 2473 and encodes 711 amino acids. The record is from RefSeq and is a predicted model, not a curated record. The transcript has 21 exons. Gene Ontology annotation, cellular component: PAN complex; P-body.
UUUCUGUAAUUUAGUAUCAUAAUAAUUGUCUAUGGCAUACAGCUAGUUGAGUUACACAAACACGUAUACAGUUUUCAGUUUUACCUCGACCUCUUAUAUUAUGUAGACGUCUGCAUCGUCGUGGCUGUUCCAGUGAACAUACAUAGUGCUUUGAAAAACCGUUCAUUUAUGGAAGGCAUAAUUGUUGUCCAUGGAGUACUUUAAAAUUGGCGAAAUGUGUGUACAACAGUGUAAUGUUACAGUGAGCAAUGGUGUAAUUAUAUCAAAUUACAAUAUGAUGUUGAACGAGACAGGCAAUUAAAUAUAUAUCAGCUGGCCACUUGAUACCACCAAUACGAUGGAUCCAUCAAUGUUUUUGCAAUAUUCUCCGCCCACGGGGCUACCCCAGGAGUCGAAGUUGGCUACCUAUAUGAGCCGUUCCACAUCAACACCAACCAGGUCACUGAACCAGGCUAUGAGUAAUCUCAGUAUGGAGUCAUCACCGACUGCUAUUAAAAAAACGAUAAUCACACACCCUCCACCCCCGAUGCCUCAGCCGAUGCCACAGCCACCGCCAAUGAUGACGCAUUUGCCUCAUCCCCAGUUCUCUCCCGGGACGCCGCUGCAGGCGAUUCUCGCGCAUGCACCACCCCCGCAGAUGCUGAUCGGCGAGUUCGUGCCGAUCAAUUACUUCAACCCACCACCGAUGCCCUUGCCUCCGGAGUCUCCGCAGAGCUCCCCGCCGAACCCGAUGGUCAUGCCGCCCAUCAACACGCAAGUGCACCAGGAGAAUGUCGGUGGAACCACUUACUUCUAUUCCACGAACCCCGACAGCAUGAACGCUCCGGGACUCAACGUGCCCCCUCUCAAUCCACCCGUUGGCAUGGUGCCGGAGGGGUGCAUCGGGGUGCCGUCGGCGUACGCGUCCCAGAUGUACGCAGGCGUUCCUGCGCACUUGCCUCCGAUGCCCGCGCAAAACAAGCCAGGUCUUGCCGCUACAUUCUACACGCCCGAGACCAUCCGGUCGGAAAUCUAUCAAAGAAAUGAAGACGUGUUCCUGCAGCCGGACAUACAGCUGCCCGAGACGGUGGAGAUGUACGCGGAGCUGACCCCGCUGGAGGGGAGCAACGCGCACUCGCUGGCCACGUCCUACCGCGCCACGCACCGCGUGAGCGGCGAGCACUACGCGCUGCGGCGCCUGCACGCGUGCGCCGCGCCGCCCGCGCUGCUCAACCGCAUCGAGGCGUGGAGGAAUGUCGACCAUCCCAACGUGGUCAGGCUGCACCACUGCUUCACGACCAAGGACUUCGGGGACCACUCCGUGGUGCUCGUGUACGACUAUCACCCCGCGUGCAUGACUCUGAUGACCAAGUACUUGGCGACCGGAGCGCCCGGUGGAGUGACCGAUGGCAACGGAGCCUUCCAUGACCCGUUCUCCUCAGACCCGGAUGCGCCAAGGCCGUACACGCACCAGAAGAAUGCGAUGCUUCGCGCCGUGGCGUGCGGCGCUCUGCUGCCCGAGGCGGUGCUGUGGAGCCUGCUGGUGCAGCUCACCGCCGGCCUGCGGGCGAUACACACGGCCGGCCUGGCUUGCAGGAGCCUCGACGCCACUAAGGUGGUGAUGAACGGUUGUCGCAUCCGCAUCGCCUGGGGCGGGAUAGCCGACGUGAUCCACAACAGCAACGUGGACAUCACUCAGGCUCAGCAAGAAGACAUGACUGCCCUCGGCCGGCUCGCGCUGGGGAUGGCGUGCCGCACCGUGCACUGCGACAACCUGAACGCCUGCAUGGAUCUGGUGGCGCGCUCCUACUCUGCGGAUCUGAAGAACCUGAUAUUAUACCUGCUGUCGGCCACGACGCGACGCUCUGUCACGGAUCUGAUGCCGAUGAUAGGUGCGCGAUUUUAUACGCAGUUUUUUCGAGGAAGUGGAGGCCCUCGAGAGGCGCGCAGACGCUUUCGAGGAGCAAUUGGCCCGCGAGAUCGACAAUGGUCGCCUUUUGCGCAUCCUUAUCAAGAUGGGCGUGGUCAACGAGCGGCCCGACAGGCUGAACUUGGACGCGAGCUGGUCGGAGACAGGGGACCGGUACAUGCUGAAACUUUUCCGGGACUACCUGUUCCAUUCGGUGACGGCGGAUGGUCGCCCUUGGCUCGACCAGGCCCAUCUCGCCAGCGCCCUCAACAGCCUCGAUGGGGGCUCGCUCGCCAAGGUCGAGCUCAUGUCCCGCGACGAGCAGAGCGUUCUAGUAGUCUCCUAUUCGGAGCUGAAGCACUGCCUCGAAGCCGCUUUCGAGGAGGUGAUGCAAGCGGCUGGAGCAGCUCCCUAGCCCACGGCCACCGGCUUGUUGCCGGCCUAGCUUUUUUACCCAGCCCCGUACAGAGUGCAAUGCUGUUGUCUAUGCAUGUGCUUAACGGGGUAAACUGGGCACCACCCAACUACGACGAAAGCCCCUUCCUGCCGCCCAUAGACGAGCUCUCCUUAUUAAAUAUAUCGUAAAUAUCGUAUCGCUGUCUCAAUUAGCGCUUCGGCGUAUUCAAUGUCUCAAUGUCUCAAUGUCUAUUACAUAAUCGUACUCAUAUAAUUAUUAACCAUACUAUUAAGAGCUGCGUGUAACACUCCGGGGGCGGAAGUGAAAGGUCGGUCGUAUCUGGUUGUGCUCGGAGGGUGAGCAAAGUAACUAACAAACAGACUCUGUGAAGUGCGAGGACGAAGAGGGCGAGGACUGUUCAUACUAGCAAUAGACUGUAAGCAUCCGGCGCCCGGCACCGUCCGGUUAGGAAUACGAAAUUAAAAUGUAACUGUGUUGUAACGCGAUCUCAUUUAUAAACGCGAACUUGGCCGCGAUCUGCAAUUGAGUUUAUGUUUAUGUCGCCCGUUUAAAGCUUUAAGUGUUCGAGUAUAGUUUAUCGAUAUAUCCUACUGAGUAGCCGCCUGAAGAAACACCGCAAACAUGAAACAUUCCAAAAUGACCCAAACCAGUCGCGUGCGUCGCGCAUGUCGCGGAGACGCUCACUACUCGCUGCUAAUUGCUAAAUGGCGUUUUUCAAGUCGCUACAGGAGGUAGUCCAGGAAUUGUAUGUUAGGAUGUAUCACGUAGGAACAAUACAUAAUAUCUCAAUGUUUUAAUGUUAGUCGAUUCUUGAUGCCGACGACUCUCGUCGCUCGUCGAGUGCGAGAGUUCACAUGUGUCACUUCAGUGUUUCACUGAAGGUUAAAUGAAAUGUAUGAAAUGUGCAUUCGAUGUCCAAUUCAAGUUAAAUACUCGGUGUUAUCUUUACGUAUAUAAUAAUCAUCAAUGUUUUAACUAUUUAAUGCGAUGUAAGUGUAAACAUUCUCAUUCUACAAUAUAUUAUACUAGAUGGAUGUCAUUUAUGUUUAUUUUGAAAUGUAAUAGUACCGAUAACAAUACUAUCCGUAUCCGAUUGCCGAUCCAGUUAGAGACGAUCGCUCUGAUGUUUAUUUGAAAUUUUAAAAAUAUUAUUUUAUAAUAAUUUUAAGUGUAUAUUUUAUUCUAAUAAAUAAAGUAUUAAAUAA